This is a messenger RNA of Drosophila grimshawi, 1840 nucleotides long. RefSeq names its product UNC93-like protein. Gene Ontology annotation, molecular function: potassium channel regulator activity. Gene Ontology annotation, biological process: regulation of muscle contraction; regulation of potassium ion transport. The record is from RefSeq and is a predicted model, not a curated record. NCBI's taxonomy places the organism in Eukaryota, Metazoa, Arthropoda, Insecta, Diptera, Drosophilidae. Gene Ontology annotation, cellular component: plasma membrane; striated muscle dense body. The coding region runs from base 148 to 1662 and encodes 504 amino acids. The transcript is spliced from 7 exons.
GUUUUAAUAGCCCACGACAACGGACCACGUUUCGAUACGGAGCUUCACGUCUCGGGAACCGUCGUCUAUAUUAAUCAUAUCUCGAAGAGUGCUAUCUUUCAGUUUACAUAUUGUAGUGCCAUCUUAUACAUACAGUUGAUCAGCAAUAUGGUCUAUCCGAAGGACAUCUCGGACGCACAUCAUGAGGAGCUGUCACUGGACACUGCAGCUGCUGCACCGGUCAGCAUAAAUGGCGAUGGCAAAGGACCACAAAGUCAACGUCAGUAUGAGCCCCGAGAGCGUUUCAUAAUUACCAAAAAUGUCGUUGUCAUUGGUUUGGCAUUUAUGAUACACUUCACGGCCUUCCAUGGCACAUCGAAUCUGCAAAGUUCGGUGAAUGCGGACAAGGCUCUGGGCACAACAACACUGGCUGUCAUAUAUGGCUCACUCAUCUUGUCCAACAUAUUUUUACCCAUGACGGUGAUUAGUUGGUUCGGCUGCCGUCUGACUAUGGCCCUGGCCCUAUUUGCCUAUAUGCCCUAUAUAGCUGCCCAGUUCUAUCCGCGCUUCGAAACGCUCAUUCCGGCUGCUCUGAUGGUAGGCUUUGGUGGCGGACCACUCUGGUGUUCCAAAUGUACAUAUUUGUCCACAGUUUCGGAGGCAUUGACGCAGGUGCGUGGCAACAAAUCGCGGAAGGAUGUCAAUACGGUCAAGUUCUUUGGCCUGUUCUUCAUAUUCUACCAAAUGGCCCAGGUGUGGGGCAAUCUCAUCUCGUCGUCGGUGCUCACACUCAGCGCAUCUACAACGCCAGCCAACGAGACACUUGAAAUGGAGCCACUUGAGGCGAGCAUUAGUCGAGUGGGUGAACUGUGUGGAGCUCGCUUCUGUCCAGGCAUUGGCGCUGAAGUCAAUCCCAAUCUGGUGCCACCAGCACCCGAACAAAUUCAGCUGCUCAACUCCAUUUUCCUCACGUGCAUGGCUGGCGCUGUCGUCAUGAUGAUCUUUGGCGUUAGUUCCCUGAAGCGAUAUGGCGUCAAGCGCGGAGACACAGGCGAUGGCAUAUCUGGCCUGAAGCUAUUGACUGUUACCAUUAAUCUGCUGCGCAAACGUCGCCAGAUUCUCAUGCUGCCUAUAACCAUGUUUAUUGGGCUCGAAGAGGCCUUUUUGGCCGUUGAUUUUACACGCUCGUUUGUUGCCUGCGGUUGGGGCAUAUCGAAAAUUGGCUUUGCUAUGAUUUGCUUUGGCGUUGCGAAUGCGAUUGCCGCGGGCAUUGCUGGAGCUUUGGUGGAGCGAAUUGGACGUGUCACACUAGCUGCCAUUUGUGCGGUGAUAAAUAUGUGCCUGUUGGCCUACAUGUACAGCUGGGAGGCACGUGAGGGCGAUUAUCUCAGCUAUUGCACUUUUGCCGCAAUUUGGGGUAUCUGCGAUGGCAUCUGGUUGGUUGUUGUCAAUGCGUUCUAUGGCAUCCUGUUUCCCAACCACCUGAUUGCUGCUUAUAGCAACUUCCGUUUAUGGGAGAGCACCGGUUCGGUUAUCGGCUAUGUCAUCAGCUCGCAAUUGUGCACUUCCACCAAACUAACGAUUCUAAUGGUUGUCAUGAUUGUUGGCUGCAUCGGAUAUGGUCUGAUCGAAUAUCGUGUGUGGCAAAAGCAAAAGAACCUGGAGGCCAUGUUGAGUGAUUGAAUUUCCGAUUCUCUGCCAUUUUAAACUUACUUGAUGUGAUAUUGCCUGCCUACACUAAGAGCAAUUAAGAACAAUGUAUCUAGUAUUAGAAAAUAGUUCAUUAUUUUUUAUACUACCAUAAUGUUUCCAUUUAAAAAUAAAAAUAUAAGAAUAUGACGACUUCUCAACAAAAAAAAAA